Racocetra persica is the source of this 617-nucleotide messenger RNA. The record is from the annotation of a GenBank genome assembly. Lineage: Eukaryota; Fungi; Glomeromycota; Glomeromycetes; Diversisporales; Gigasporaceae.
UUAAUGCAAAUGAAGUUUGCUUUCUUAAACUUAUUGAUUACAAUCUUUUCAUAACUGAAGAUGUUUUCAAACGUUGGAGCAGUCUUCUUUUAACCCAUAUCCAAGCUAUUUCAGGCCCUGAAAUAUCGAGUCCAGAUGCGUUCAGGAGAGCCGAAAAUCAAAAGGCUGUUGCUGUAUUCUGUGAAACUUUGAAAUCAAUGGAUUCAACGACAUUUGAAUGUAAAAAAAGGAUUAAAAAAUCAAAUUUAGAAAUAAGUCCAAUUACUCCUGCAGCGAGUAUACCUGGAUCACCAAUUUCUAUAUUACCUAACUCAUUAAUCGAAAAAAUGGAGAAUACAUCUAUAAAUGUCCAUGAAUCAGAAUUGAAAAUGAAUUAUUGUAUUCAUUGCAAGCAACCCGUUUCGAUUCCACAUCUUUGCAAUUUAUUUGAGCAUUCUAGUCAACCUUCAACCCAAAUUUCUGGUAUUGACAGUUUUUUAGAUAAACAACGCGUAUUAUCAUUACCUGUUUCUACGUUUGGUAAUACCCGGUUUUUGGCAAAUGAUUGCAAUGAGACAAAAUUCGAAAAUGGUCAAAAUAAUCGGAUAGAAAGGAUUCUAGUACGGGCUUCCGCGUAG